Molecule: messenger RNA, 908 nt
Organism: Cynara cardunculus var. scolymus (artichoke)
Lineage: Eukaryota; Viridiplantae; Streptophyta; Magnoliopsida; Asterales; Asteraceae
Product: alpha-ketoglutarate-dependent dioxygenase alkB homolog 6
Exons: 7
Coding region: 57-803 (248 amino acids)
Source: RefSeq, a predicted model, not a curated record
GAUCAUCUCGAUACACAGCGUGAAGAUUCUGAUCAGUUUGUAAAAAACGGAGGGAAAUGGAAGCCAGAGAUCAUUUGAACAAGUUCAAAGUUGGUUCUGUUCCGACCUUGUUCUACAUCCCGGACUUCAUAUCCGAUUCGGAUCAAAAACUUCUCUUAAAUCAUAUUUAUACAGCUCCAGUUUCGAAAUGGAAGUCUUUGAAAAAUAGGAGACUGCAAAAUUGGGGGGGGAUUGUCCAUGAAAAGGGUCUUUUGCCUCAAGAUUUACCUCCAUGGCUGACAAAAAUUACAGAGAGAAUUAAUGAGGAAUCGUGUCUAUAUCCUUCUGCAAUCAAUCAUGUCCUCAUCAACGAGUACCUUCCUAACCAAGGCAUAAUGCCUCACCAGGAUGGCCCAGCAUAUUUUCCGGUGGUGGCCAUUCUUUCACUAGGGUCACACGUUGUUAUGGACUUCACUCCCCAUUAUAGUUUAACAGGCAAUACAAGCAGUAUUGACGAUAGAGGUUCCGCAGAAGGAACUGAUGAUGAACAUUUACAAUACCACCAMCACCCUUUUUCUGUUGCAUUGAUGCCAGGCAGUCUAUUGAUAUUUAAAGACUCUGCGUACUCAGAUUACUUGCAUGGUAUAAAAGAUUGUGAAAUCCAGCAAUAUGAUAAGGCGGUGAACGCCACUGAAGUUUUACGACAACAAAGUGUGGUUGAAAGGCAUGAUGAGGAUUUGAAGGCCAUUCGAAGAUCUAGCACGAGGGUUUCGUUGACGUGUCGAGUAGUGUCUAAGGUUCACAGGAAUCUGUUCAAGUUUUAAAAUUGCUUUUGAGUAGUUCUUUUAGCUGUUUUGGUUGUGAUUUGAGGCUGAAAAAGUCGAUCUUGAAAGGUUUUAGUUCUGUUUAAUUCGAUCUCAAUUUGUUUC